AUGAACCAAAUCCGCGCCAUCCAAGCCCUCAACAAGCGCGAGAUCGAAGCCGGCAUCCCGCCCGAAGCCUCGUGGCACGUCGACUACCGCGACACCGCCUUCGUGUACUUUGGCGGCCUGCCCUACGACUUGUCGGAGGGCGACGUGAUCACCAUCUUCAGCCAGUUCGGCGAGCCGGUGUUCCUCAAACUAGUGCGUGACAAGGAGACUGGCAAAUCGAAGGGUUUCGGCUGGUUGAAGUACGAGGACCAGCGCAGCACCGAUCUGGCCGUCGAUAAUCUGGGAGGAGCAGAGAUUGGCGGGAGGUUGAUACGGGUCGAUCAUGCGCGCUACAAAAUGAGGGAUGAUGAGGAUCCGGAGGAGGGCAGGAUUGGGUGGGAGAAUAUGGUGCGGAAGGAAAGAGCGGAGAAGGGGCUGGGAUCUGAAGAUGAGACCGGCGAGGAUGAACAAGAUGAAGAAGAGGAGGAUAAGAAGACGAAGAGCAGGCCGAUGCUAAAGGAGGAAAAGGAGCUGCAGCUGCUUCUGGAGAAUCACGAUGAUGAUGAUCCCAUGAAGGAGUUCUUGAUUGAGGAGAAGAAGAAGGAGGUCGAGGAGGCGUUGAGGAGGGAAAAGAAGAGGGAGGAGAAGGAGAGGCACAGGUCUAGUCAUCACAGUCGGAGACACAGGCACCGUGAUGAUAGAGAUAAGGAUAAGGAUAAGGACAGGGAGAGGGACAAGGAGAGCCGCCAUCACCAUCGAUCACACCGGUCUCCGACCAGGAGAGUUGAAGACGACAACAGCGACAUCAAAGGCCGUGACCGCGACCGCGACAGCAAACGGAGUUGUGGUGACCGGUCUCUUUCUCGUUCUCGGUCUCGUGAUCGCAAAGACAGAGACAGAGACAGAGACAGAGACAGAGACAGAGACAGGGUCAGGGACAGGAGCAGAGACAGGAGCAGAGACAGACGCAAUCGUGACGGUGACUCUGCCGACCGAAAAAGGCCGAGGCCCGAGAGAGGAGAAACCUCACCUGCUGCUGCUGAAAAGAGGAGAAGACGCGACGACGUGGAUGGCGUGGAGAUGAAGGACGCAGCAGAUCGCGACGGUAGGCAGCCGCAGCGAGGUUCCUCUAGGGACAGAGACAGAAACCGGGACCGGUAUCGGGACCGGGAAAGGGACAGAGACGGAGGAGACAGGCACAGCAGCAAAAGAGACAACCGCGAACGCGAUCCCACAGAAGAUCGUGAGCGCCGUCGGCAUCGCGAUACCCGGGACCUGGAAGAUCGAACCAAGAGCAGCAGACACAGGAGCAGGAGUCCACGGCCGACAUCUAGAGGUUAG
Sordaria macrospora k-hell is the source of this 1320-nucleotide messenger RNA. RefSeq lists its product as uncharacterized. Lineage: Eukaryota; Fungi; Ascomycota; Sordariomycetes; Sordariales; Sordariaceae. The record is from RefSeq and is a predicted model, not a curated record. Gene Ontology annotation, cellular component: catalytic step 2 spliceosome; U2 snRNP; precatalytic spliceosome. Gene Ontology annotation, biological process: mRNA splicing, via spliceosome. Gene Ontology annotation, molecular function: RNA binding.